Molecule: messenger RNA, 5522 nt
Organism: Drosophila ficusphila
Lineage: Eukaryota; Metazoa; Arthropoda; Insecta; Diptera; Drosophilidae
Gene: Trf2
Biological process (GO): DNA-templated transcription initiation
Molecular function (GO): DNA binding; general transcription initiation factor activity
Source: RefSeq, a predicted model, not a curated record
CAAAUUUUGAUGAAUUUUACCAAUCUAAAGAAGAAGACAACCAACCUGAAAAAAUAAACCAAUCUAAAGAAGACCUCUCUGAAGAAGUUAACCAAUUGAAUAAAGUACACCGAUCCGAAGAAGUUAACCUACCUGAAGAAGUUGACCAAUCUAAAGAGGUUAAUGAUCCUGAAGAAGUAAAUCUCUCUAAGGAAGUUAUUCGUCCUAAAAAAGAAAACCUUCCCGAAGAAGUUAGCCGAUCUGAAGAGGUUAACCGACCUGAACAAGAUAACCUCCCUGUAAAAGUCAACCUACCUGAAGAGGUUGCUCAACUUGAGGAAGAUAUCCUCUCUGCAGAAGUUAUCCAACAUGAGGAACUAAAACUUCCUGAAGAAGUUGAACAAUCUGAAGAAGUUACCCUUUCAGAAGAAGUUAACCAUUUUAAAGAAGCAAAUCUUCAUAAGGAGUCUGAAGAAAAUUCAGGAGACGAACAGCGGACACAAGUCUUGUCUUCAUCGGUGGGACCAAAAUCGGAAGGUACAGAAUCCGAAACACAAACCAGUGACGAAGCCGAGAUAUAUGACGCCGAUUCCGAAGGAUCAGAGACCGAGGAGCCUUAUACAGAUUUUUGGGGACUAAAACAGGGCGAACUAACAAGCAGUGACGAAGAGGAGCUAUUCGAGGGGAGUUCCGAGACCUCACUUACCCAAGACCAACAAAACUCUCCGGCAUCAAACGAUUCGGAGCCAGGAAGCCCACAACUAGAGUCCGAACAAAUUGGAGAUUUCUUCAAUAACCAGAACGAAGAAGACGAGUGCUCCGAAGUUAGCAGCCGUGACGAAGUCGAGCUAGCUGAAAACAACGAAGACUCAGUGGAACCAAGAGAUCAAUAUCUAAACAAUAACGUAUCGCGAACCGCUCAGAUAGACAGGAAUAGACGCACGGGAUCCGAAACAAUCUGCAGAUCAGCGAUUCGCAAAUAUCCUAGACUCUGUGCACCUAAGCCAGCUUGGUUCAUUUUUAAUCAACUUCAUGCCGUAGCUAGUUAUGUGGCAGUACCAAAAGAGCCUACCCCACUAAAAGAAGAAAGGAAACGCGAGAAACCAAAGAGCGAGGAGUGCACGCCACCAAUCCAAAACAAACGCCAAAGGCGCAAUUCUUCUUCUUCAGAGUCCGAUUCCGAGAGUGGCCACAAAUCCGACGAUUCUUCUGGAUCUAGUUCGUCUGGUUCCGGUUGUUAUUGCUCGCAUCCUAGUUCCAGUUCCUCUGGUUCUGAAGAAAGCGAUUCAGAAGCAGCAGCUCCUAACCAAAACAAAAAGGCACUCGAAGAUCGUGAAAGAGAGCGAAAACAGAACGAUUCAUCAGUUGCUGAAUCUGCAAAUUCUUCUGGCUUUCAUUCCUCCGAUUACCAUCGUUCAAAUCCUUUUGAUUCUGAAGGAGACUCCCCCAAGGCACCCGAAAGUCCUAAGGACGAAAAGGAAGAAUCAGAAUCAGGAUCAGAAGCAGGAUCAGAAGCAGGAUCAGUAUCCGAAUCAGAUGAUAACCAAAGCGAUACGAUUUUAGAUUCAUCCGAAUCGUUCGCUAAAUUGGAACAAACGCCACUUCUUGAUUUGCUUGACUUUGGUGACUCCUACGAAAAAGGCAUUGAAGCAGUGAUAGUGGAAAAUCCCAAGCUAGCACUUGCAAUUAUUACCAGACUGUUGGGACCUGAAGCCGCUGAGCGGUGGUCGCAUGCCUCCCCUAUAAGCCUGAAUCGUCAAGUUGAGGUCUUGUUUUCAAAGUACCGAUCAACCAAGAAGGAAUUGAACGGCGUCUUUAGGAAAGUGAAAGAGCUUGAGCGCUGUCGACUAAACGCCCAACAGACUGAGCAGCAGAAGCAGCAAGAACAGGAGCAACAGAACCAACAGAACCAACAGGAGCUACUGCAGAAGAUCCAACAGGAGAAGCUAUCGCAGAAGAAAAGGGAACAGCGCCGCUUGCGCCGCAAAGCGAAGGAGAAAAAGAGGCAACUGGAGAUCGAUCGUGUACUGCGGAGCAUUAGGCUGCACUAUCUUCACAAGUUGCAAGUGCAACGCGAACAAUUCCUGCUCGACCUGAAGAAGGAGCAGGAGCUCAGGCAAGAGCAGCAGGAGCAGAGGGAACAAACGGAGAGUGAGAGUGAGAAUCGCAAGCCGAUGCAAAACGAAAUGGUCAGCAUACCGGUGGCCAACUUGAACGGCGGCCUUAAGGCGGCCAGCAGCGGAUCGGGAGUGGGUGGCGUUGCAACCGGCGGCGUCGUCUCCUCGGCGGUGCUGGCCAAUGCGCCCCGCGUCUACCUAACGCCCUCCUCAACAUUCAUGGCCAAUCGCCAGGCGUCGGCCGGUGUGGCCGGCGUGGUGGCCACUGGAAAGAUUGGCGGCUCGGUGGUCGGCAGCUCAUCGGGCACGUCCACCGCCGCCGGCACGGUGCGCUAUUUUUCGCAAUUCAGUAAAGUACAAACGGCCGGUGGACCCAGUGUGCAGCGUAAACUGGCCAAUGGCGAUACCAUUGUGCUGGCCAACUGCAACAAGGGAUUGUUCUUCACCAGCAACAGCAGCAGCACAACCCCCCAUCACCACCACACCACAACUGCCAGCAGCGAGAAGGGCAGCCUAGCAGCCACCACCAAUGGCAACAGCCUGAUCGGCCUGACGACCAAAACGGAGCUGCUGGCGGAGGAACAGGAGGAGCUGGUGGAGGACAUGCAGCGCGACCAAUCGACUGUGAUCUCGUUGGACGAGGACGAUGAGGAUGAUGAGAACGUGAACGAGGAUGGGGAUAGCAGCCAAGCGGCGGGCAAGCCCAGUGGUGAGCAGUCGCAGGAGAAGCCUCUGGCCCUGCUGACCGCCGCCAACAAUGCGGUCAACGAGAGCGGGAGCAACAACGAGGACGAGCCCGAGCUGGACAUUGUGAUCAACAACGUUGUCUGCUCGUUCAGCGUCGGCUGCCAUCUGAAGCUGCGCGACAUCGCGCUGAAGGGCUCGAACGUGGAGUAUCGACGCGAGAACGGAAUGGUGACCAUGAAGCUGCGCCAUCCGUAUACCACGGCCUCCAUCUGGUCGUCGGGCAGGAUCACCUGCACGGGUGCCACCUCAGAGGCAAUGGCCAAAGUGGCGGCUCGUCGCUAUGCCAGAUGCCUGGGCAAACUGGGUUUCCCGACGCGCUUCCUUAACUUCCGCAUUGUGAACGUACUGGGCACCUGCAGCAUGCCGUGGGCCAUCAAGAUCGUCAACUUCUCGGAGCGGCAUCGCGACAACGCCAGCUACGAACCGGAGCUGCAUCCGGGUGUUACCUACAAGAUGCGCGAACCCGAACCAAAGGCCACCCUCAAGAUCUUCUCCACCGGCAGCGUGACCGUCACGGCGGCCAGCGUUAGUAAUGUGGAGUCCGCGAUCCAGCACAUCUUCCCGCUCGUCUUUGAAUUCCGCAAGCAGCGUUCGCCCGAGGAGCUGCAGCACCUGCGACAAAAGCAACGCCUACAGGCCGAUCCCAACGAGCUGGAGAAGCUGGUCGUCUCCGAGAGCAAGGCGGCGGCCCAGGACAACAUCUUUGUGAACACAACGGCGGCGCACACGAAGCCAGCGCCGGGUGACAACACCACCCCGGCCACGUCGGGCAUCAUGACGAGCAAGAUUGACAGCAUGCAGCGCCUGAAGCAGAUGGAGAACUACCAUCAGAUGAUGCAGCUGACGCAGGAGGAGCGCCGCCACAUACCCUUCCAGGGGGACAAGGUGGUGAACACCAGCGCUUCCACGUCAAAGGCCGCGGCAGCUGGCUCCAGCUCCUCGACGGCGGAUAAUAUCUGUGCCAAUGCCCGACGCCGGGCCACCGAAUGCUGGGCCACCAAGCUGCAGAACAAGCGGCCGCGCUACAACGAUCCCGGCACCACGGGCACCCUCAACAACAACGCUGCAUCGUCAUCGUCAUCGUCAUCAGCUUCAGUUUUAGCAUCAGCUUCAACCUCAGCCGCCUCCUCCUCGAAUGUUGGGUCAUCGCAAUCCCAGUCCCAGGCGACACAGCUGCGGAAUCCACUCAAGACGGCAGCCCUGGCCAAUGCUCGGAUGCGUGGCGUCGUCGCCAAGGCGCCAACAACAACGGGCGGCAUGGUGAUCAAGCCGGGCAGCCGGAUUGCGCCCACCGCCGGCAGUGGCUACCUGCACGAUCUGCAACUGCAGCAGCAACAGAUGCUGCAGAAGCGACUGCAGCUGAUGCAGCAGCAGCAGCAGCAGAAGAAGAUGCGCCAGACCACCAGCUUCUCGCCGAGCGAUUUCCAGGUGGACGACCUGAUCGAGGAGGAGGAGAGCAACGAGAUGGACCUGCAGUAUUGAGAGCCAGCGCGCUGCCCAUGCCAAAACAUAAACAACUUCAAAAUACACUGAUGGAAACACGAUAACUGAAACGAAAACCAAACAAAACACCCGCCACUCAUACACGAAUGCAGAUAGACGGAGGUUUUUCUUUUUCCGAAUUCGUUGUUGGUCUUUUGUAUAAGCCAUUUUUCAUCACACACACACACACAUUUGUUUGUGUUCGACGCAUUUAAACGAACUCGAGGAAAAUACGGACGCUGGAGCAAAAACAAAAAAAUAGGAACAACCACAAGAAAUCCAAUCAUUUGAAUCCAAAGCGAAACAUAUAUUUCCAGCAAGCAACACCAACAAAACAAAAAACAAAAGCAGCAGCAACAACAAAACCAAGAGCCAAAUAUUUAACUUAUAAGAUUUACGUUUAAACGACCUUAUAACUUAAGAAAGCACACACCACAAACAAACUAGCAAGCAGCGGAUAGCGUGUAGCCGAUUUUUCAAACCCGAAGGAUCCCAGCAAACCUCAACAACAUCCAGAUGGUAAACAGAGAGCUUACCACAACGUAACCUUAAGUGUAGACCUAACAACGACAGCAAGAUGCGCGUUUUGAUGAAUACGUACGCCAGCGUUUUACGUACAUAUAUGAAACCCGACACCUUUGGAUUACUUUGAGUUAUAUAUAUGUUUUUUUUUUUGAUUGGUUUAAAUAGCUAAUUUACAUGAGCAAGACCGCCGCCUUAACAAAUACUGUACUGUAGACCUAAGUGGAUCGAUCGCAUAGGAUCUUGAUCCACACACAACUUAUCAUUCGGAAGAAGUUCCGAUCGCAUGCUUUCCUAUUUUGGUUUGAGCCCUCAAAUUCAAGCCAAGUUCUUCCGAAGCAAACCAAAAUUCUCAAGCAGACACACGAAGAAGAGGAAGAAGAAGAAGAAGAAGAUGAUGAUGAAGAGACCAGAGAAAAACGUAGGAUAAUUACACUAAUUAAUUAACUGAUGAACAACAACUGAUUAACUUCAUGUAUUUUCACACCAUAUUUUUUUUUGUUUUUGCUCUAAGUUUUAGAUGCUAUAAGCGCCUCCGUGUAUAGGAAAACAAAACAAAACAAAACAAAAGAAAAAACAUAUUUGAAUACGAUUAUAAUAUUAUUAUAAUAAACCACAAACACCAAUGUCUGGUCACCUGUAAACCAAUAAUAACAAAUCUAACAAAUACAGCAA